AUGGCGACUCUCAAUGUCCUCGCUUUCGAUCGUGACGGUCGCCCGAUAGAGUUUGCCACUUGGCUCGACGACCUACAACUGUUUCUUCUGACUGAUGCCAAAGACGGAGUUUCACUGUUCGAUUACGUGACUGGCACUGCCGUUGCUCCUGCUGACACUGCUGCCGCUCUUGACCGCUCACAGUGGCAGACUCGUGAUGCAGCUGCGCGCCUCGCUAUUCGCAACCACCUGCCGAUCACUGAGCGCGCACACUUUAGUCAGCACAAGACUGCUAAGGCACUGUAUGAGGCUGUAGUUGCCCGCUACUCUUCCCCAGCCACUGCAGCCGUAGGCCGUCUCAUGCUACCCUACCUGUUCCCCGACCUGUCCUCGUUUACCACCGCUGAGGACCUCAUCUCUCACCUCCGCGCUAGUGUCGCUCGCUUUCGUGCCGCCCUUUCAGACGAGUUCCUCGCCAAGAAUCACCCUCCGAUGUACUUUACUCUCUACUUCCUCAUCACCCGCCUCCCUGACACUCUUCACUCAGUCAUGGACCACUUUCUCGCCCUAGACCCGACCACUAUCACUGUCGCCGACUUCGAGACGCACCUCCUAGCAGCUGAAAAGAACAUUCUCGCUGUAGCUGCUCUCGACUACCUUGGUGCUGAGGAGGUCGGGGCUGCUUCUGCUCCUAGUGGGAAGCGCCGCAGCGCCAGAGGUAGUAGGGGUGGCAGGGGAGGCGGAGGUGGUGGUGGAGGGGGCGGUGGUGGAGGCGGCGGGGGUGGUGGAGGUGGUCGUGGGGGUGGAGGUGGUGGUGGUGGCGGCGGGGGUACCGGGGGCAGUGGAGGUGGCAGCGGCGGGAGUGGGGGAGGAGGGAGCGGUGGUGGUAGCGGUGGUGGGAGCUGGAGUGGAGCCGGCCAGAAGGGGAGCUCCAGUGGUGGUCAGGGACAGCAGCAGCAGCAGCAGCAGCAGCAGCAGCAGCAGCAGUAG
Messenger RNA from Closterium sp. NIES-65, 969 nucleotides. Lineage: Eukaryota; Viridiplantae; Streptophyta; Zygnematophyceae; Desmidiales; Closteriaceae. The record is from the annotation of a GenBank genome assembly.